Molecule: messenger RNA, 1677 nt
Organism: Cylicostephanus goldi
Lineage: Eukaryota; Metazoa; Nematoda; Chromadorea; Rhabditida; Strongylidae
Source: the annotation of a GenBank genome assembly
AUGCUUGCAAUCAUGGAGGUAUUCUUGCAAUCCAUCGGUCCUCUCGCUGCGCGUUCCUCUCGCGAUCACACUGAUUCAAAUGGUGGUGCUUCUAUGCUUGUACCACUGGGUGAUGAAGGCAUAGUAGCAGCUAUCACUAGCAUGAGUAAUGCUGUACCGAUUCUCAGCAUGCUGACCAAGAAUACCGCUGUGUCCGUGCCACAAACACAGGGUGAGCUACGCAAUCGAGUCUGGGAUGCUUGGUUGACUGAUACUGGUAAGAGGCUGCAUAUAGGAUUCCGCAAGGUAGCACGAGUAUUGUCUUGGGAAACGGCUUUGUUGAAAAUGAUUGAACCAACAAAAGCUGUUGCCACAACCCAGACGGAUCCUAGUGAAAUCGAAGCGCUCUGUGUUGGAGCUAGUUCGCCAUUGACGUCCACCUCUUCCACAGAGCCUAACAACGUGAUGUCGGUUGCUGUUGACCCACCGUCCACUGCUGCUCGACAACCUGCAUGGGCUUUAGCUGGAAUAACGCAAACCGAAAACGCAUUUUGGCAUAGGCACAAGAACGUUGCUGAAAUGGUGAUCAAAGCAAACAAGACAGUUUCGGAAUUCCUCAGCCAGCUCUCGAGAUCGUGCUUUGCGCCAACCAGGAGGAAUCGCCGUUACGAUUUCUCAGCAUCGACAAUGCCGAAAGCAGCUCAACAAAUGGCAGAUGAAGUUUUUGCCGGUUUCUUCCGUGACCUAAAAUGGACUUGUUACAAACUACCUGAUGGUGCACCUAUACCUCCUAUGGAAUUCGGCCGACUUCAAGAAGUGAUAGCUCAAAUGUCCGUGGCACUUUUCGACGAUCGCCGCCAACCGUUUCAUGCCAUGUUGCAGCGCUUCUACACUUCCGGAUGUCACAAUGCUUUCUGUGAUUUGAUGAUCGAGAAACUUGCACCAGCCCUCAAUAACGACUACAAUGACUGGUUGGAAUUAGCUUUUCUGGAGUGGUUCCGUCUUGCGAGUCGAUUGGCAAAUAAGCAAAAUAUGCUACAUACCCUUUACCGUCAGCCGCAACCUCUCACAGUGGAGUUCGAUCCGAAGAAGUACCUCAAAUUGGUGCACAAUGAUUUCUUCCGAGCUUUUUGUGUACUUUUCUCGAAACUUUCUGAUGAGAAAGUCGAUUUGAAAUGCUGCCAAACAUUAUGUGAAACUGCUAUAUCCGUGUAUAAAGAUGUUGCGCACAGUCUUACUCCAGCGACAGAAGAGAAUCCGCGAUCACAGAAUGAUGAAAGUGGCGAUUCGAGAACACCGGCUGCUGAUGGAGAAGAGACUCAGCGGGAUGCUGCUUUGCGUCAGCUUCUGCCUGAAGGAAGCGUUUCUCUAUUGGUUGACAUGGGCUUUCCGCACGAAUUGGUUGUUCAAGCAUUGGAGGAAACCGGCUCUACAGAAGGUGCAACUGAAUGGCUCAUCAACAGAAAUGCUGCUGGACUCCAGCAGGCUCUGGAGCGAAAUAACGACGUUGGGGAUCUUGAAGAGGGCGAGUUUGUUGAUGCUAACCUGCCCUUCUUGCUAGGAGUCGCUGGCUCUUCUAGUGGCGCAGCGAACGAAGACAGAGAAGCAAAUAGGAAAGCGGGUACCAGUAAUGCGCUGGACGUAGAAGAUUCUAUAGAAAUGCCGAUCAUAACACCUCUGAAAGAACUCAACAUCGAU